This is a messenger RNA of Rhipicephalus sanguineus (brown dog tick), 594 nucleotides long. RefSeq lists its product as uncharacterized. The transcript has a single exon. The record is from RefSeq and is a predicted model, not a curated record. The coding region runs from base 1 to 594 and encodes 197 amino acids. NCBI's taxonomy places the organism in Eukaryota, Metazoa, Arthropoda, Arachnida, Ixodida, Ixodidae.
AUGAGCAGUGUUUCUCGGCUGGACUUGGAUCAAGCUUAUCAGCAACUCUGUGUCGAUGAGGACACCGCCAUGCUGCAGACCGUGACAACUCACAAGGGCCUGUUCAAGGUGACGCGAUUGCAGUUUGGUGUGGCAGUCGCCGUAGCCAUCUUUCAACGUUAUAUGGAAGGACUAUUGAACGGACUGGAAGGGGUUCAGUGCUUUCUGGAUGACAUCCUAAUUGGCGGAAGAACAGUUGCUGAGCAUGACGAACGGCUGCGCAGAGUUCUGCAGCGUAUCCAAGACGACGGGUUUCGCCUCAACGCCGAGAAGUGUGCAUCCAGGGACAAGGAAGUGACGUACCUGGGGUACCGUGUCAACAAGGACGGAGUAAGUCCUUUGCGUGAAAAAGUGGAAGCCAUCAAGCAAGCUCCGGAACCGAAGAACAAGAAGGAGCCGCAGUCGUUCUUGGGAGCCUUCAGUAUUUAUGGCCGUUUCUUGAAAGGAGCAUCACAUGUGUUGGAACCACUUCACCGCCUCCUGGACAAGGACAAGGAAUGGAGUUGGACCGAGACGGAAGCGAAGGCAUACCAAGAUGCCAAGAGCCUGCUGUAA